Messenger RNA from Trichobilharzia regenti, 3384 nucleotides. NCBI's taxonomy places the organism in Eukaryota, Metazoa, Platyhelminthes, Trematoda, Strigeidida, Schistosomatidae. The record is from the annotation of a GenBank genome assembly.
AUGAUUUUGGUCUUUUUGUUAUUAUUAUGCAGUGCAUUCGAUAUUAAUGCUAUCUAUGAAGACCAAGUCAACGUUCUUGACUGGCUGCAAAAGUACACGGGAAAAGUAAAAUACUCUAGAAUAAAAUUCGACGGAGCUUCCCCAAAAGGCUAUUACGUGGGUUCUGAACUGAAUGUGAUAAGUUCAAUAAGCUUAAAAGACGGAUCAGUUGUCUGGAGACAGGUUUUGGAAGAGGGUGGCUCUUUGACAGCGUUUGAAUUAUGUGAUAACAGAUUGUUUUCAAUUUCCUCCAAACACGGGACAAAAUUACGUGCUUGGGAUGCGAGGACCGGUAGUGUUUUGUGGGAAGCCCUAAUUGAUUCAUCUGAGUCAUACAGUGGGGGCAUUUGGUGUGACGGGCACUCAGACGCGUUGGUUGUGGGAUAUGACAGUGGAAUAGAUAUUUAUCGUCUCCGAUCUGGUGAAAAGUUGUCGUCUGAAAGAACCAAGAAUCCUGAUGUUGUGGGUCAAAUAAAUACAUAUUCCAGAAGAGUCGAAUCCAAUGUAUCGAUUUCCAUAUUUGAAGAACAUUAUCGUGGAGAUGAACACACUAGUGACGCUAAAGCGUUAUCCUACGUCAUCGCUAAGACAUUUUUGCUCUCGAAUUCCGGGUCGUACUUAACAUCUGUGGUUACAAAGAACUACACAGUUUACUCACCUAAAUAUAAUCAAAACUCAUGUCAUAUACAUCGAAAAUUCAAUGACAAAACGUCUGAUGACAGAAAUGUCCUUGUUUGUCUAGCUUCUGAGCAUGACAGUAAGAGAAAUGUGCUUCGAUUUUCAUCCAUUUCACCUUCGUCGUCAUCUAUAACUUGGAAUGUUGUUACAGUAAACAAUGCAUCACCACGUAUGGUUAGACUGACAGAUGAAUAUUUUCUGUUAACCUCUACCUCAUUGGAAUCAGCUGCCGGAACUGUAUAUUAUGUUGAUUCCUCUGGUACUCCAGUUGCAAAAUAUUCUGUCAGCAAUGCUAUGGUUGGAUGUUUGGGGACGUUGAACGGUCGAUCCUACUUAUUUACACUACAUCAUAAUUCAAAUCAGGACUUCAAAAAUCUAGCUCUUAGCGUCUAUGAUCUGGAAUCUGGUGAGUUAUCCAAACAGCUUGCACCGCGCCAAUUCACACUUGCUGGUCACCAUGGUGCUGUUGAAUCGAUGUCUGUCAUCAUGUUCACUGAUGCUUCAGGAGAGCCAAGUUUUCGUUUACUAUUGUACACAGAAGACAACGCUGUGCAACUGAUCAGACAAAAUGGUAAACAACAAUGGAUUCGAGAGGAAGCAUUAGCCAAUAUCGUUGCUGUAGAAGUAAUCGAUUUACCAGUAUCAGAGUUUCAGGCUAAAAUUGAAGAAGAAUUCAGUCAUACUAGCAAUAACAUCAUAGAAAUGUUUGUUCGUCGACUGAAAACACAAAUGUCUCAGUUAUUUGUAUGGGUAAAACACUGCAUGACCAACCUGCUUCAUUUACUCACAACUCUAACAUCUUCAACAAACUUAUCUGAUUCACUUUUGAAACGUUCAACUGAUGAUAUACACAGUCGUAAAUAUCCUUCGAAUGAUUUAACAUCAUCAGAUAAUUAUCCUAAUAGUCUGCCUCCUAGAUGGCAGUUUUCAUCAGAUGCUGCACUUCAGGCCAGUAAUUACACAGAUGAGGAUAAUAAUAAUAACAAUCAUAAGACAAAAUCGCAUAAAUCAACUUCAGUUAAUCCUAAAAUGACAUGGGAUGAAAUGUUAACACGUGACAAUUUCAAUGUACAUAAAAUGUUGGUUGUAGCAACUUCUGUUGGCAAGCUUUUUGGAUUAGAGAGUGAACGUGGUCGUGUUGUUUGGGAUUAUUUUGUUCCAUCUGCAGCACUCUUAGCCAAUGGAAAACUUGCUCUCUUUCAGCAACGUAAUUUAGCUCAUUUUCCUCUGCCUCCAGUCAUGUCAUUGCUAUUUAGAUCAAAGACUACAAAUCUACCAGUGGUUUUCUCAUUCAAUCCAAUCACUGGUGUUCCUUCACGAGAGACAGACAUGAAUAUGUAUUCAAUGAAGUCAGAUAUUAUCCAAGCUGUCUUACAGCCUGGUCCAGUAAGCGAAAAAUGCAAAUUUAUUCGGCCUUUGUUGUUUUUGAAGACUGAUUUGGAGGUUGAAGUUUUUCCAUCCCAUUGUGUUCCUGCAUUCGCUUCAUCCGAUUCAACUCCUUUACAUAUAUACACUGUUGAAAGUCAAGAAGCCCGCCUCUCUGGUUAUCGUGUACUUCUUAAGUCUCCAAAUAGUAAUUCAUUACGAGCUGUGCGUACUUGGCGAAUACAGUUGAGUUCAGAUUCCAGUUCAGAAAAUAAGCAGUUUAUUGUCUCUGCAGCUGCACGUCCAUCUUCUGAACAUAUUUAUUUAGUUGGACGGGUUUUAGGCGAUCGAAGUGUUCUCUACAAAUAUUUAAAUCCUAAUCUCAUUGCAGUUGUUACUACUGGUGGACAUGUCAGUAAUCAUACUAAUACAGUAAUGAUCUAUCUGAUUGAUGUAGUUGUUGGUCGAAUACUAUAUAGUGCUGUGCAUCGUCGAUGUUCUGAGCCUGUCAGCUUAGUGCAUUCUGAAAACUGGAUAGUUUACACUUAUUACAAUCACAAAUCGUUACGUAAUGAAGUGACAGUUAUAGAGUUAUACGAGCCGACAAAACUAUCCGGAGAAUUAUGUGCUAGUCAUUCAAUUCCAAGUCCUGGACAAUUAUUCCUCAGCAAUCUUAUUCCUUCGUGGUUGUCUACUUCAAGUUCAAAAAGUGAUUCAAAAUCAGUUAGUUCACGUUUCUCCUCUCUAUUCCGUGCUAGUGAUGUUGAUGGAUUUUGUGGUUCAACAGGAGAGAAUUCUCUAGUUCCUCAGGUUUUUCAACAAUCCUACAUACUCAGUACUCCACCACGUGGUGGUGCAGCAGCUGUUUCUAUUACUGAUAGAGGAAUAACAUCUAAAAAUAUAAUUUUUGCUUUACAGAAGAACAGUCUCAUUGAACUUCCAAAAUCCUUUUUUGAUCCCCGUCGCAGUUUAGAUAUGACACCUGAAUUGAUGGAAGAAGGUGUUCAUCCAUAUGCUCCUGUACUUCCACUUUCUGAUCAAGCUAUGAUUUCUUAUAAUCAAUCAGUAAUGCGUAUUCGAGCUAUACGAACAGCGCCUACAGGUCUUGAGUCUACUGGUUUAGUAUUUGCGUAUGGAUUAGAUGUAUUUUUCACUAGAAUAUCUCCAUCACAGACAUAUGAUUUACUCAAAGAAGACUUUGAUUAUACUGCUAUAGCUACAGUUACAUUAGGUAUGAUAGUCGCUUCCAUUGUAUCCUGUCGUCUUGCCAACAGGCGAUUAGUAUUCAGAGCAUGGGCUUGA